CAACAUGCGCCAUCUGUCCCGUAACAGAAAGAGCGCCGUAGAUUAUGUUGUCCAGAGAGAGAGAGAGAGAGAGAGAGAGAGAGAGAGAGAGAGAGAGAGAGAGAGAGAGAGAGAGCAUUACGCACACCCUGAUCCUCUCCACACAGAACCAGUGUGGCGCACAGACAGGCGGCGGCCCCUCAGAAAGUGGGAAGUUUUCGCCAAAGGAUUCUGUCUCUAAAUUAAUCACCUUCAUGUCGACUCUGUUGGAUACUAACCCGCCGAUGCUAUGGUUACCUUUAUUACGAUCUUACAGGUGAAUCUAGUGAUGUCCAUCCUGCUGUAUGUGAUGGUCCUCGUGUACCUCUAUGGUAUCCAGGCAACCAACAUGGACAGCAGUCGCCAGGGGCAACAGCAGCAGCCGAGUCCCGACCCCUUAAACUCCCUUAUCAUACAGCUGCUUCAGGCUGACCUGACGAGGGGGAAGACCAGGGGGAACCAGAGCCAACAGGGGAGAAGCAGGGACACUGAGCCCCACGAAAUGCUGCCCCCUCUGCUCAGUGCAAACUUUCCCUUAGAGGAGCAGGGCGAUGCGGAGCAGUGGGGCACAGGCGCUCGCAGCGACAGUGUAGCCGACCAGCAGGUGAUGCUAUUGAACUCGGACCUUCUCAGGCAGCACAAGCGGUACAACUCCCCUCGGGUGCUGCUGAGCGACCGGCUACCACUGCAGCCGCCGCCGCUGUACCUCGCGGACGAUUACGUAAGCGGCGGAUUGGACGGUGCAGCAGGAAACAAGACACGAAAGAAGCGUUACGCUGAGCACAAGAGCUAUCGCGGGGAAUAUUCUGUGUGCGACAGCGAGAGCCAGUGGGUGACGGAUAAAACCCAAGCAGUGGACACCAGGGGGGACCCGGUCACAGUUCUGGGCAAAAUUAAAACCAGUGCCACACAGGAGAUCAAACAGUACUUUUAUGAGACACGCUGUCGGACCCCCAGGCCCUUCAAAGGUGGCUGCAGGGGCAUCGAUGACAAGAACUGGAACUCGCAGUGCAAGACGACGCAGACGUACGUUCGAGCACUGACGCAGGUUCGCAAUUCAGUGGGCUGGAGAUGGAUACGCAUAGACACUUCCUGCGUCUGCGCGUUGUCAAGAAAACGUCAUAGGACGUGAAGCAAACAAUACAAGCCUUGCUAGUGAAUACCUGUUUGGAAUUCUACUUGCUGUAUAGGAUUCUAUUUCCUGUUCACAGUGCUCCCCACCACAGGAUUAUGUUUCAUGGUGGUGUCGCAACACUUUAAAAUGAAACUUCUACUGAAGAUAUCUCGGGACCAUUUAAAUGAUAAUUCACAUUAAUGUGCUGCAAAGCCAGUGCAGCGCCGCUGUUACGGAAGAACUCAUUUGAGAGGGGUUGGGGAGGGAGGGAGUGAGGGGGAACUACAGAUAUAAAUUAUUUAAAUUAUAUGCAUGUAGUUUAUACAUGUUUAUCUAUCUAUAUAUGACGUAUGAAUAUAUUUGUGUUAUUUAUUGAAGGAAGAAAAUGUCUUUAAAAAAUGUAAAGAAACAAGCUAUGAACUCAUUUUGAGACUGUAAUACAGAGCUGGGCUGCAAAGGUGCUUCACAUAAAGACUUUACAUGUGCCUUGACCAGUGUGGCUGCAGAGCAGAGAGACAGGACAUGGUAACGCACACACACAGCAGUCGCCGCAAAUGUUUUUAGGGUGAUCCUAAAAAGUGACAGGGGCCUGUCCCGUGGACCAAUAUGGAGCCCAAAUGUUUAUUAUUACCCCUUAAUGAGGUAUACGGCCUCCUGUGACCAAAGCACCCAUUUGAGAUCUGUGACCAAACACAUACAUUUACAUUGCGUUCACAGUUGACCAUACUGUUAUGUUGUAAUAUGCCAUAAGUCAAAUAAUUCCUCUGGGAGACAGUUUUGAGAAAAUAAAAAUAGGAUUUCCUCUUGUGGAAUCUGCUGGCAGUGACUGACAGGUUCAAGAAAAUCCAAAUGUUUGGUUUUCAUCAGACCACAUUGACUCUGUUCACCACGUUUGACUCUCAACUGUUAUCAUGAGCUGUUUUUGUUUCUUCCUAUUAAUAAAAAAACCCUAUAUUUCUUAAAGUUGGAAACAUUUCAUUAACAAAUACCCAUUUA
Molecule: messenger RNA, 2128 nt
Organism: Sander lucioperca (pikeperch)
Lineage: Eukaryota; Metazoa; Chordata; Actinopteri; Perciformes; Percidae
Gene: ntf3
Product: neurotrophin 3
Exons: 2
Coding region: 269-1150 (293 amino acids)
Biological process (GO): negative regulation of neuron apoptotic process; nerve development; memory
Molecular function (GO): nerve growth factor receptor binding; growth factor activity
Source: RefSeq, a predicted model, not a curated record